ACAGGACAGGACAGAGCUAUAGGUGGAAGGAAUCUGUGGUUAAUGUGUGAGCUGGUCCGACGGCGGCGGCUGUCUGUCUGAGAGGAAGUUGCAUUGUGGGUUGUAUGUCUGACUGAACACUGAAAGCACCACAGGUCUCUCUACGACCCAGAGACCGAUGCUGCCAGUCCAGAGGAUGUUACAGUGCGACUGGACACAGGCUGUUCGCGGUUACGUUGACCAAUGAAAUCCUAUUUUGGCUCUCUAAACAGCCGUGGGCGGGACAUCAUGCUGUUGAUCGAUGGGAUGCCUGCCGUCAGCGUCCAAUCAGAGUCUCUGGAGCCUCAGAGAACGCCCCAAACAGAGCCUGUAGACCUGUCCACCAGGAGCUCCAGGACAUCUCCGACAUCCACAGGAUCCCUACCGUCCACCUCCAUCACCAAGCCUUCCUCAUCAUCAUCAUCCUCCUCCUCCGUCAUUACGUAUGUCCCAAAUACUCCUGCUAUAUCAGCGGCAGGUCUCGGCGUGAGAGUCCUUUGUGGUUAUGUCCGAGAGUACCUCCUCACACCCGUCUCCUCCAGCCCCGCCCCUCUUCAGGCCCACACCCUUCUCCUCCAGCCCCGCCCCUCUUCAGGCCCACACCCUUCUCCUCCAGCCCCGCCCCUAUUCAGACCCACACCCUUCUCCUCCAGCCCCGCCCCUCUUCAGGCCCACCGUACGCCUGUAGUGGUACGGCCCACACCCCUGCUCUACACCAACCCAGCACACAGCAGAACCCUGGUGGUACCCCGACGUACACAUCACCGUCACCGUGGUGACGGCCAGGAUGAUGAGCUGCCGACAACGAGACUGAACAGUGUGACAGAGAUGGGACAGGUUGUUACCAGAGUGGGUCAUGACUCCAUGUUAGCCGGUGGUAUCCAGAGCAUGCGGGUAGGUCAUGUGACCAGGUCAGAGGUCAGGGGGCGUGUCCGUAGGUGUGUCCACAGGUGUGAGUUUUACGGCUGUAACAAGGAGUACACCAAGAGUUCCCACCUCAAGGCCCACAGACGCACACACACAGGUGAGAAGCCGUAUAAGUGCACGUGGGACGGGUGCACGUGGCAUUUUGCCCGUUCUGACGAGCUGACCCGCCAUUACAGGAAACACACGGGGGUGAAGCCCUUCAGGUGUGGCGACUGCCAACGCUCCUUUUCCCGCUCAGAUCACCUGGCCCUGCACAGACGCAGACAGACCCCUGUUGAGACCCCUGUUGAAACCCCUGUUGUGACCCCUGUUGUGACCCCUGUUGAGACCCCUGUUGAGACCCCUGUUGGCCGUGUGAUGGCCCCAACAGGAGCCGUUGAUGGCCCCCUGUUGUGA
Molecule: messenger RNA, 1341 nt
Organism: Oncorhynchus nerka (sockeye salmon)
Lineage: Eukaryota; Metazoa; Chordata; Actinopteri; Salmoniformes; Salmonidae
Product: Krueppel-like factor 12
Exons: 6
Coding region: 223-1341 (372 amino acids)
Biological process (GO): regulation of transcription by RNA polymerase II
Molecular function (GO): RNA polymerase II cis-regulatory region sequence-specific DNA binding; DNA-binding transcription factor activity, RNA polymerase II-specific
Source: RefSeq, a predicted model, not a curated record